AUGUUAUCCAGCAUCGGACGAGCCGCCCUCAAGCGGUCAGGAGCUGGCGCCGGAGCGUGUCAGGUGUCAACAAACAGAGUCGCCCAGCACGCCCGGCUUCUUCGAAUCACCAAUUCCCCCCAAGGCGCGAACAACCUCCCUGGACAAGAUCAGCUCGCCUUUCAGUUUCUACGAUGCUAUGCGACCGCUACAAAGGUAGCCACCAAGGCCCCUUCAAAGACCACGAAAUCUAAGAGCGCCGGAUCAACGACCAAGGCAAAGAAGCCCGCGAAGAAAGUUGCUAAGAAGCCCAAAGCGGUCAAAAAGCCCGCGAAGAAGGUCCUCACGGACAAGCAACGGACAGCGGCUUCUAUCAGAGACCUCAAGGCCAAGGCUCUCACCCCUCCGCCCAACAAACCGUCCACUGUCUGGCAACUUAUUUUCCAGGAGUCUAUGAAAUCAAAAACUAGAGAAGGAGGUAUUAGCGACACCGCGAGGGAAGCUGCUGCCAAGUAUAAAUCACUGUCGCCUGCAGAGUUGGAGACCUAUAAUCAUAAAGCCAACCAGAACAAGCUUGAGAACGAGGCGGCCUUGAAGAAAUGGGUUGAAACACACACCCCGGAGGAGAUCAGAAUUGCGAACAAUGCGCGCACAUUGUUGAAAAGGAAACUCGAGAAACCAAACCGCUUCACUCUCAUUUCAGAUCCCCGUAUGCCAAAGAGACCAAUCAACCCGUACCUGCUCUAUGUGAGGGACAAAAUGACGUCUGGAGAUUUCAAGGGUAUCAAAACUAGUGAGGCUGUCACCUUGAUAUCAAAUGAAUGGAGGGCUUUGUCGCCUAGUCAAAAGAAACCCUACGAGGACCGCGCACUGGUGGACGCGGACCGCUACGCGAGGGAAUUCAAAACUGCCUUCCAUCGCGAUCCCCCCUCGGUGGUUGCACUCGAAAACAAGGCCGCAGCAUAG
This is a messenger RNA of Venustampulla echinocandica, 945 nucleotides long. RefSeq lists its product as uncharacterized. The coding region runs from base 1 to 945 and encodes 314 amino acids. The record is from RefSeq and is a predicted model, not a curated record. The transcript has 3 exons. NCBI's taxonomy places the organism in Eukaryota, Fungi, Ascomycota, Leotiomycetes, Helotiales, Pleuroascaceae.